Molecule: messenger RNA, 768 nt
Organism: Trichobilharzia regenti
Lineage: Eukaryota; Metazoa; Platyhelminthes; Trematoda; Strigeidida; Schistosomatidae
Source: the annotation of a GenBank genome assembly
AUGAAGCAGCUGUCAUCUCUUAAAACUCCUCCCGGAGUGAUUGCUCUCUUUGAAGUACCACAAGAAAACGUUUGUCACACAAAGGAGGCGAAAUAUCACUUACCUGUAUCGCUUAUCCUUGACCGCAUUAGCGACCCUGGCAAUAUGGGCAGUUUAAUACGAUCUGGUGCAAGCUUUGGUUUGACUUCUAUUUUGGUGACGAAAGGUAGUGUUAAUAUUUGGAAUGAAAAGGCAAUUCGAGGAGGAAUGUCUGCUCAUUUUCGCAUACCUAUUUACCAAGGACUAAGUUGGGCCGAUAUCAGUCGUCAUUUUGGAAUAUGUGAUGGUUCAUUUUCUCCUGUUACAGUUUUCGUAGCUGACCCUGAUCCACGUAUAACUGAUAGAUUAAUCGAAUCGGCUUGGAAAACCGAUUCACCUGUAUGUCAACCUGAUGAUGUAGAGAAAUCCCAAAGGUCUACUGUAUCCGAAGCUGUUGGCACUCCUCCUGAAUCAACGAGUAAUGCCUAUCGUUUGCCAGUACAGACUAUGCCACACUUUAAUAUAAAUUAUGUCCCUUCUGAUUACAAUGCUGAUAGACGUGACUGUCGUAUUGCAAUCGUUUUAGGUUCUGAAGCUCAUGGUGUUUCUCCGGAAGCUUUUCAUCUAGCACAUCUCACUGGAGGAUGUCGAGCUGUUAUUCCGUCUGCAAAAGGAACUAAUAGUUUGAAUGUUUUGUCUGCUGCCUCUGUUCUUCUAGGAGAAAUACAACGUCAAUUUCUUACUACAUAG